Molecule: messenger RNA, 1792 nt
Organism: Thamnophis elegans (Western terrestrial garter snake)
Lineage: Eukaryota; Metazoa; Chordata; Lepidosauria; Squamata; Natricidae
Product: translational activator of cytochrome c oxidase 1
Exons: 6
Coding region: 361-1194 (277 amino acids)
Cellular component (GO): mitochondrion
Source: RefSeq, a predicted model, not a curated record
CAAUGCGGCCCAAGUCCGGAAGUGACUUCACCCACGAAAUUGUUCGUUUUCCUCUUCCCUCCCGUAUCCUUUUCCCUUCUCUCUCGUAUCCUUAAACUUCAGCACCAGGAGAAGCUUCUCUUUGCAAAGCGGCUCAGGGAAUCUUUCCAAGCGAAGGGCUGGGGAGUGAUUUUCCAUUGAAAAAAAUAAAGGAGGCGUGAGAAAAUCGGCAUUGGAAAAUUGACUUGCCGAGAAGAAAGAGUUAAUUUCAGGCUCUUCCCCCGACGGGGCGGAGAUUUGAGUGGGAGGAUUCUGCAGAAUUCUGGGAUUUUAUUUCGCCGCUUUGCAAAGUUACUCGUGGGAUCUUUGGCUAACCAAGUCAUGUCCGUGGGCUGCAUUUACACACGGCUGAGUCCUCUGCUUCGACCAUCCCGUAUGAUGCUUUUCCAUCAUCCAAGUUGUGCCAUCCAUGCCUCCAGUACCACACUUGCUGGACACAACAAGUGGUCCAAAGUCAAACAUAUUAAGGGGCCUAAAGAUAUUGCACGUGCCUUGGCCUUCCAAAAACUUACCAUGAUGAUCCGUUUUGCUGUGAAGGAAGGAGGAUCCAACCCAAAUCUUAACAGUAAUUUAGCCAACAUUAUUGAGGUGUGUCGAAGGAAGAAUAUGCCAAAAGGCUCUAUUGAAACAGCCAUCUCUGGUGCGGACAAAAUAAAAUCCAUCUAUCACCUUUGCGGCGUCCGAGGUCCAGGUGGCUCAUCUGUAUAUGUCGAGAUACUGACAGACAACUUAAAGAGGACUUCCAAUGAAAUCCGACAUCUUUUAAACAAAAACGGGGGGAGUAUUAUCGAAGGGAUUCACAAUCAUUUUGAAAAAAAGGGGAUUGUGACUGUUAGCAAGGAAGACAAAUCCGGCAGACCUGUCAGCUUGGAUCGGGCAUUCGACUUGGCAAUUGAAGCCGAAGCUGAAGAUGUCGAGGAAGAGGAAGAGGAGGAUGAGAAGGUGGUGCUUAGGUUUAUUUCCGCUGUGUCCACCUUGCACCAAGUACGUGAAAAACUGGAGUCGCUAGGUCUUUGUUCUUUGUCUGCUGGCCUUGAAUUCAUCCCAGUUGUCCACGCCAAGCUAUCAGAUGCUGAGAUGGAAGGGGCUGUGAGGUUGUUAGAAGCCCUUGAGAACCACGUAGACGUUGUGCGGGUAUACAACAACAUUGCUUAGUUUUACCAGCAUACCUCCAGGAGCUACUGAAACCUUACCAGCUAAAUUCUGGUUUUAUCCCUCUCCCGCAUCCAAAUCAAGAUUAUUAAUGGUAAAUGAGGUUUGCUAUGUUUCGGACAUACCUGUUUGUCUCUUUGCCCUCCUUUUCAAGUUCCUGAUCGGAAGACAACCCCAUAGCAUGUACCAAAUGGGGAUGCUAGAAAAGUGCUUGGGCAAGAAGAUCACUUGGACAACUUCUGCCAGAAAUAUCUGGGAUUGUUUCCUGGUUUCCAUUGAAGGACAGGAUGCUGUCUCAUUAGCACCUCAAUAUAACCAAACAAUAAUAUCCAAACAGAUAAUUCCCAAGCCAACAGUGAUACGUUAACUGAAAGAUCAGUAAUCUUAAUUUAACUGGAUACCUUCUUGGUCCGUUUUUCCAGCGUGGUUGGGAGAUAGUUCUGCCUUCUUCAAGCAUGCAAGCUCGUGAAAAUCCUUACACUUACACACAUACAUGGAGAAACACACAUACACACAAACCUGGAGGGCAAUGCAGUUUUUAUGUGUGAUGGACCCAGUUUGGAUAUAUACUUGAUGGACAUUAAAUGCAUCCAAAUAGCCA